Geodia barretti is the source of this 537-nucleotide messenger RNA. Lineage: Eukaryota; Metazoa; Porifera; Demospongiae; Tetractinellida; Geodiidae. The record is from the annotation of a GenBank genome assembly.
AUGGAUGUGUACUUGGAAGGCGGCGCCCACCUCCGACGCCCGAUGAGAAAUUUCCUGCGCAGGGCCGUCGGCAACGAUAUCAACAUCGACGUGGACGCUUGUCGCAGCAGGGACAGAGCGAUUGCGCGUUUCGGCAGAGUAUCGUCUCCAGAUUCCCUGCUUUUGAUCGAUUCAGAAGGUGACGACCUGCAUGAGUUACGGCAAACCGUGGCUUCCCGCGCCCGCUUGCCAGGCGUUUUGGACCGGACAUUUUUCAUGGUCCAACUGAUGGAAGCGUGGUUUUUGGCAGACCGUGAGACUCUGCAAGCGUACUACGGGCCAAGAUUCAACCCCCGAAUCCUGCCCAACAAUCCCCAACCGGAGGUCGUGCUCAAGGGCGACGUGAUAAAUCGCUUGAGCGAAGCAACCCGUGGCACACCCAAACGCAUUUAUCAUAAGACGGCCCACGCCCCUGCCCUGCUGAACUUACUCAACCCCACCGCCGUCUACAACACCUGCCCCAAUUUCCGCAGCCUCGUCGACUUCCUUCGCAACUGA